AGAUAUAUAAUAAAAAUGAAGUUUUGCAAGCCAAAUUGAAUGUUCUUAAUAAUACCAACAUGAUAGACUAUGUUAUUGAGAAUUACAAAAAGUUGAAUCCCAACAAAGAAGUACCUAUGGUAAUAAUAUAAUUUUCAUAUAAAACCAAGAAGGUUUUAUAAUAUAGUAUGAUAAUUUUCAGGAAAUGAAAACUAAGAGAGAAGAAAUUUUAUCACAAAUCCAUCAACUUCGUGGUGAAUUGAAUAUUAAUAUGGAUUUUCUUGGAGAUGAUAAAGUUAUGAAAAUAAUGGAAUCAAUGAAGAGUUCUAAAACUUUAAUAAAUUAUAUGACUGAAGUAUUUGAUGUAAGUACUAUUAGUAUAAUGUAAUUACAGUCAAAUUUCCUCUAAAAGAUGGUUACUUCUAAGUAAUGGUAAUUUUUUUUGGUUCAGUCAAGUGUUAUGCCUUUAAAAGACACCUUUAAAGGACAAUUACCUCUUAGUGUUCAUUAUUUCUGGUCCAUUUGGUGACCAUUAUAUGGAAGUUUUAUUGUAUUUUUAAAAUUGUUUAACUAGUUGUUAUUCUAUUUAUACUUACAUUUUUAUUUAAUAUUAGAUAUUUUUAAUUUUUAAAAAAUAUUGAUUUAAUAGAUAAUUCAAAUUAAUUUAGUCAAUGAAUUCUAUGUUAUAAUCUAAAUGAGUAACCUAACUAAAUAAAUCAUCAUUAUUAUUUAAAAGUUAAUAAAUAAAAUACAAAAAUAAUAAAAUAAGGAACAAAUGUAUUUUAUCAUGUCAUUCAUAAUUGUCAACAUUUUUUUUUUGAAAAGAUGUAUUUUUCAAUGCUGAUUUUGAAAAUGUUUGAAUUUUUUAUGGAAACAUUAUUUAAGAAGUUAUGACAGAAAAAAUUCAAAACUUUCAAAAACAAAAUUUGGAUAAUAUGGGUGCUUAAUGCUGAAGAUGAAGGAGCAUUCAGAAUUUUUUGGAAACUAUUUUAGAAGUUUACAGGAUUUGAAGACUAUAUAUGGGGAGAAAUAAUUGUAGCUUUGGGGGUAGGUUCAUUAUGCCCGGUGGUAUGAUUCCUUGAGUGCAACUUUCAUGACUAAAUUAUGUAAACUUUCUGAUUAUGUUAGGUAAGAGUUAGAGAUGGAUAAGGCUGGUCUAAACUUUAUUUCCAAUUGAAUGCAGUAAGGCUGAUAGUGUCCUAAAUGUAAACCAAAACCUCCCCACGCUUAACCUUAAUUCUUUAAUAAUUAUUAACAAAUAAAAUUAAACAUUUUUAGUAUCAGCAUCAAAAACAAAAUUGUUUGAAAAUUGUGAGUGACUUAGUAAAGUGCAUUUUAGUCUAAAAUAAAUAUUAAUUGCUAGAUUAGGUAGUAGGUUAAAUAAAGUUAGACUAGUAAGUCAAAUAUAUUUUUAUUUGUUUUAGUUUAAAAUAGAAAUGAUGGAUGAUAUGUACAAAUAUGCAAAGUGUCAAUAUGAUUGUGGAAAUUAUGCUGGUACUACAAGUUAUUUGUACUUUUAUUUAUUAGUUAUGCCACCUACUGAUAAAGUAAGUUUAUAAAUGUCUGAAAUAAAGUUUAAUGAAAACAUUUAAUCUAUAUUAAAUAUAUUUCAAUGUUAUUACAUAGAAUUAUUUGAAUGCUCUUUGGGGAAAAUUGGCAUCUGAAAUUCUUAUUCAAAACUGGGAUACUGCUCUCAUAGACUUAAAUAGACUGCAAGAAUUUAUUGAUAACAAUAUAAAAAAUUCUCCAAUAUAUUUGCUUCACCAACGUACAUGGUUGAUUCAUUGGAGUCUGUUCAUAUUUUUCAAUCACGAGAAUGGACAUAAUCUUAUUGUUAAUUUGUUUCUGUACAAGCCAAAGUAAUACCCAACUACAAAUUACCUAACUUUUUUUUUUUAAAAAAAGUCCUGAUUUGAUUUGUGACAUAAUAUUGUUAAUUUAUUAAUAUAUUUGUAUUAUUAGAUAUUUAAAUGCCAUUCAAACUAUAUGUCCGCACAUUCUUCGUUAUUUGGCCGCUGCUAUAAUCAUUAAUCGUUCAAAACCAGCAAUGAAAGAUCUUAUAAAAGUUAUUCAACAAGUGAGUACAUAACUAAUACUAAAAAUUGUAUUAUUUGGUUUUUAAUUAUUGAUAAAAAUGAUGAUUUAUAUUUUAUAAUGAUUACUGAUUAAAAUGAGAAUUAUUAAUUUAAAAGUUUUUUUGUAAUAUACCCAUUGUGUUUAGGAAUCAUAUGCUUACCAUGACCCAAUAACAGAAUUUCUUGAAAACUUAUUUAUUCAGUUUGAUUUUGAAGGAGCCAGAGACAAAUUAUAUGAAUGUCAAAACAUUAUUCUAAAUGACUUUUUUUUGACUACAUACAUAGGCGAUUUUGUAGAAAAUGCUCGCUUGAUGAUUUUUGAAACUUUUUGUCGUAUUCAUCAGUGUAUAAGUAUAAGGUGUGAAUAUUAAUAGAAUAAUAAACAGUGCAGUUGUGAUAAUCUUACCUAUUGUCUGUUAGAUAAGGUACUUUAUGGAUGUUUAAAAAUUAAAAAAAUCAUUUUUUUGGUUUUUUUAAUAACUAUAUUGUUGUAUUAUGUACUGCUCUUUUUAUUACAACACCAAUUAUUACUCCCAAUAUUUUAUUAUAAAAUAUUAUUUUUAUUAUAAUUUAAUAUAUAUUAUAUUGUUUUGUACCUCAUGAGAUAUAAUUUAUCUAUCUAAUGGCUAAUGAUUAGAUUCAUUUCUGUUGAUAUAUCAUGUUUCAAUUUUUAUAAUUAAAUUUGUAAUUUUAUCACUUAGUUUAAAUAAAUAUUUUUGACAAUAAAAAAAAAAAGAAAGGAAAAUUAAUAAUUAUUAUAAUAUUCAUUGUAUGAGAGACUAGGAAUAAUGUAAGAUACAAAAGAAAUUUAUUGAUUAGCUAGGGUUACAAAAAUACUGGGAUUUGUAUAAUGUAUGGUGUAUAAUAAGUGAGAAUAAAAGGGUGUUAAUAUUGAUAUUGAUGUUAAAAGAUAUGAAAGCAGUACUUUGAGAAAUGACUGAAUGAGUAUCAAUAUCCAAGUGAGAUAUAAUUAGUGUUUUAUGGUAUGAAGAUCUUGUAGAAUUAGAUUGUGGUUGGCUAUAACAGCAAUGAAAAAGAAAAUAGUGGUAGGUCCAGAUCUUACAAGUAAUAAAUGUAAGAGGAGUUAAACAUAGGUGACUCAACAAAUUUUUUGAAUAGAGUAUUAGCAGAAAAAAAAGUGCCAGAUGAGUAGAGGAAGAGUAUUAUAAUAUCCGUGUUGAAAGGGAAUGGAGAUAUACAAGAGUGUGAUAAUUAUAGAGAAAUGAUACUGAUUUGUCAUAGUAUGCAAAUUCGGGAAAAAAUAUUAUAUAUAAAAGAGAAUUAGAAUUGAAUCAUCAAUAUCUAAGAACCAGAUUGGUUUUAUGCUAGGUUUGAACAGGUGUUUUGUGUGAGAUAAAAUGUAGAAAAGCUCAGAGAGAAGAAAAAACACCUAUAAAUAGCUUUUAUAGAUUUAGAGAUGGCAUAUGACAGAGUGCAGAGAGAGAGAUUCUGAUGCAGGUUUAAAAGAAAAAAAGAGUUUUCAGGAGUUUGAUGUUUAGAGGAUAUCCAUGAAUAUUAAAAUAGGAGUUCUGUUGUAAUGGAUGAAGCUACAUAGGAAAUACUGUAGUGCUUUGCAGAUGAAAUAGUUUUUAUAAGAGAAAAUCUGAAAAAAUUAACAAAAGGCUUGAGGAAUGGAGAGUAGAACUAGGGAUCAAGUAAUAGUAUUAAGUGUGGUUGGAUCAAGUGUAGAGAAGUGUUAAAAAUUUAUGUGACAAGAGAAUUCCAAUGAGACUUAAAGGUAGGUUCUAUUGAAGAGGGAUAAAAAAUAGAACAGAUAAUGAAUGUAACAGAGAUGAUAAUGAUUAGGUGGAUGAGUGGAAUGAUGAGAGAAUAUAAGAUAAGAAAUGAGUACAUAAGAAGUUUAGUAGCAUAGAUGAGUUUGAUAGUAGACAAAAUGAGAGAAAAUAAACUGAAAUAGUAUGGACAUGUCUUGAAAAGAGAGGAAUCAGAAGUGGUCUAAAUUAUAAUUAAAAUGGACUUAGGAUGAAAGAAGAAGACUGAAAAUAUGGGGUUGGAUAUGAUUAAGAAUCAUAUGAGGAUGGUAGGUUUAUGCUAGGACAAUGUGGAAAUUAGAUUGAUGGUGGAUUUAGCUCAACCUAGGGUUAGAAUAUCCAACCCUAAUUUUUUGGAAUGGAGUUGCAGGAGAGUAAGUAGAAAUUAAAAUUAAUAGUUCAAUAUUGUAGAAAAAACAAACAAUACAAAAAUCCAUUCAAUAAUUUAUUAUUAAUUUUAAACCGCUAUUUAUUUUAUAUCAUUUUGGUAGACAAAUAAAUAUAUAAAUUUCUAACUAAAAAAUAAAAUUGCAACAUUCAUUUUUUAGUACAUUAGAUAUCAAUGUCAAAAGGGUAUAGAUUAUAACAACUGAACUUAGUGUACUGUUCAUUUAUAAUAACUACUACAUCAAUUUGCUUUAUAUUUUUUAACUAGCAUGUUGGCUAAGAACCUCAAUAUGAAUUUAGAAGAUGCUGAAUGCUGGAUUGUAAACCUUAUAAGAAAUACUAAAUUAGAUGCUAAAGUGGAUUCAGAGGUGGGUCUUGUUAUCAUGGAAACUCAAUCAUCACCAUACGAACAAAUCAUUGAUCAAAUAGAUAAGUUAUCCAUAAGAUCACAAGCUCUAACAAAUUUGGUUGAAAGGAAUUUGAUUGAUAGAGUUUAA
Cinara cedri is the source of this 4710-nucleotide messenger RNA. NCBI's taxonomy places the organism in Eukaryota, Metazoa, Arthropoda, Insecta, Hemiptera, Aphididae. The record is from the annotation of a GenBank genome assembly.